Lemur catta (Ring-tailed lemur) is the source of this 3919-nucleotide messenger RNA. RefSeq names its product zinc finger protein 420. The coding region runs from base 663 to 2729 and encodes 688 amino acids. The record is from RefSeq and is a predicted model, not a curated record. The transcript has 4 exons. Gene Ontology annotation, molecular function: DNA-binding transcription repressor activity, RNA polymerase II-specific. Lineage: Eukaryota; Metazoa; Chordata; Mammalia; Primates; Lemuridae. Gene Ontology annotation, biological process: negative regulation of transcription by RNA polymerase II.
GAUUAUAGGCCUGAGACACCGUGCCCGGCCUAAAUACUUAAUGACACUUAUUUUAUGACUCAGCAUCUGGUUUAUUUUGAUGACCUUUACAUGUGCAGUUGUUAGUGAAGAGUCUGUCUCCUGCCAAAAUCCUAUGUGUUAGCUCUUGAACUUCACCAGCAGCAACCCUGGCAGGCCACACAGGGGAAAGUUGGCCUCCCCACAACUGACUUAGUGCACAUCCAGUGCAUUGUAGUCUCCAAAAGGAGUUGCAGUCCAGGACUCAGGCCUCCCACACCAGCCAUGCUUUUAUGUAUAUUUACAUUCCUAGCCCAGGUACCUCCAUUGGGAGGCCUCUUCAUCAGACACCUCUGCCAAGACAUCCUUAUUUAGGAAGGUGGAGGGAAUACCUUGAAGACAAUUCUUCUCUACUCUGACUUACUAUUCAGUAGUUUUCUACUCCUAGCCCUUCCCUCAUCUUCCUGUCUCCUGCUCCCAAUCCAUAAAAUAACAGGAGCCUUUUGUUCUGUGUUCCCUCAGCAGUGAGGUGAUUUCCCACGUCUGCACUGAUCCACCUGACGUUGUGCUGUUCUAUGCGGGGAAGCGAAACAGUGGAGGACUCAGCGCUUUCUCUAGAUAGGAACCCAGAAGAAGACUGAUCAUUUCUUGCAGCUCUAAACAUCAUGGCUCAGAGAUCAGUGAUGUUCAGGGAUGUUGCUAUUGACUUCUCUCAGGAAGAGUGGGAAUGUCUGGACUCUGUUCAAAGGGAUUUAUAUAGAGAUGUGAUGUUGGAGAACUACAGCAACUUGGUAUCACUAGACUUUCCUUUAUGUUGUGCAAGUAAGGACUUAUCUCCAAAAAAGGAUCCUUAUGAAACAGAAUUAUCCCAAUGGGAAAUGAGUGAAAGACUUGAAAACUGUAAUCGUGAAGAGUCCAGUUUCAGAGAUUAUUUAGAAGUUAAAGGCAAGGUGCAGAAGCAACAAGAAAAUCAGAAGGAAUAUUUGAGGCAACGGAUGAUCACAUAUGACAAAAUGUCCAUAUUCAACCAACAUACUUAUUUAUCUCAAAAUCUGAGAUGUCAUUCUACUGAGAAACCCUAUAAAUGUAAGGAAUGUGGGAAAGCUUUCAGACGAGCCUCACACCUAACUCAACAUCAGAGUAUUCAUACUGGUGAAAAACCCUAUGAAUGUAAGCAAUGUGGGAAGGCCUUUAGUCGUGAUUCACAACUCAGUCUUCAUCAGAGACUUCAUACUGGUGAGAAACCCUAUGCAUGCAAGGAAUGUGGGAGGGCCUUUACUCAAAGUUCACAACUUAUUUUACAUCAUAGAAUUCAUACUGGUGAAAAACCAUAUAAGUGUGAAGAAUGUGGGAAGGCCUUUAUUCGCAGCUCACAACUGACCCGGCAUCAAAAAGUCCAUACUGGUGAGAAACCUUAUGAAUGUAAAGAAUGUGGAAAGGCCUUUACUCAGAACUCACAGCUUACUUUGCACCAGAGACUUCACACAGGUGAGAAGCUCUAUGAAUGUAAAGAAUGUAGAAAGGUCUUUACACAGCUUUCACAACUUGUUCUCCACAAGAGAAUUCAUACUGGUGAGAAACCCUAUGAAUGUAAGGAGUGUGGGAAAGCUUUUAUUUGUGGCUCACAGCUUUCUCAACAUCAGAAAAUUCAUAACGGGGAAAAACCAUAUGAAUGUAAAGAAUGUGGAAAGGCCUUUAUUCGGGGCUCACUACUUAUGCAACAUCAGAGGAUUCAUACUGGUGAAAAACCAUAUAAAUGUGAAGAAUGUGGGAAGGCUUUUAUCCGUGGUUCACAACUUACUCAACACCAGAGAAUUCAUACCAAUGAAAAGCCCUAUGAAUGUAAAGAAUGUGGAAAGACCUUUAGUCAUGGUUCACAACUUACUCAACAUCAGAGAAUUCAUACUGGUGAGAAACCCUAUCAAUGUAAGGAAUGUGGAAAGGCCUUUAAUCGUGGCUCACUCCUUACUCGACAUCAGAGGAUUCAUACUGGUGAGAAACCUUAUGAAUGUAAAGAAUGUGGAAAAACUUUUAGUCGUGGCUCAGAACUUACUCAACAUGAGAGAAUUCACACUGGGGAGAAACCCUAUGAAUGUAAGGAAUGUGGGAAAUCUUUUAUUCGUGGCUCACAACUUACUCAACAUCAAAGAAUUCAUACUGGUGAGAAGCCUUAUGAAUGUAAAGAAUGUAGAAUGGCCUUUACUCAGAGUUCACAUCUUUCUCAACAUCAGAGACUUCACACUGGUGAGAAGCCUUAUGUAUGUAAUGAAUGUGGGAAGGCCUUUGCUCGCGGUUUACUACUUAUACAACAUCAGAGAAUUCAUACUGGUGAGAAACCAUUUCAGUGUAAGGACUGUGGGAAGGCCUUUAUUCGUGGUUCACAACUGACACAACAUCAACGAAUUCACACUGGAGAAAAACCCUAUGAAUGCAAAGAGUGUGGAAAGGCCUUUAGUCAUGGUUCUCAACUUACUCUACAUCAGAGAAUCCAUACUGGUGAGAAGCCUUAUGAAUGCAAACACUGUAGGAAGGCCUUUACUCAGAGCUCACAUCUUUCUCGACAUCAGAGAAUUCAUACUGGUGAAAAACCAUAUCAAUGUAAGGAAUGUGGGAAGGCCUUUACUCGUGGUUCACAACUAAUGCAACAUCAGAGAAUUCAUAUCAGUGAGAAAUCGUUUGAAUAUAAGGAAUGUGGGAUAGACUUUAGUCGUGGCUCACAAGUUUAUAUGUGAAGGAUAUGAUUCUUUGGGAUCACUAUAGAGAGCAUUCUCUAGUCGCUCAUCCCUUAUCAACAAAGAAUUAUCACGAAUGUAAACAUAGGAGCACAUUUGGCUCAUACAGGUCAGCAUCAGAGAAUUUAUAUGGGAAAAAGAGAAUGUUAAUGUAAUCCAUGUAGAAAAGCCUAUCAUUAUUGGAAAGCUAUUAAACUUUAUCAAAUUAGAGAAUAAUUUUGUUAAUAUAGUAAAUGUAGGAAGGCUGUUAACUAUAGCAAUUGUCUUUUUCAACACUCUCUUGUCUCUACCAUUUGAUUUUCAUUCUUAUAUGUAUCAUAAUUCUCUUCUUUGGUUAAAUCAUUCAUAAGAUAAACCUAAGAAUAAUACCUUUGUUAUUUCACUCUUGGAAGUAUUUUGUAAGUUAUCACAUGUAAGAGCUCUAAAAGCAGUGCCUUGGACAUAACACAAAUACUAGACACCAUUUCCACUAGUGUUAUUUUAGAGAAUUUGCAUGAGAGAAGAGCACUUAUGAGUAUAAAAAAUGUCGAGAAAUCUUUUAUUAACAAUUACCCCAGAUGAUUUGGAUAGGGGGUGCGGUAUGCUGUAAUGAAUGUGAGAAAGCUGUUAUUGAAAUCUCAACCCUUAUGCUAAAAGAGCAAAUUCAUACUGUAAAGAAACCUUGUGGAUUUCAUCAAUGGAUUAUUGAGCACAGCCAUUAGAGAAUUUGGGACAGGUAUUAUGUGAUUGUCACAAAGUCCAAGAUCCAAAGCCUAAUCAAUCUAGUGGGAAAUUUUUUAAAACUUGAAUGUACUGCUUUUUAAAUAAACAGAAAAUAAAAACUGGCAUUACAGACUAUUUUGCAAUGGAAAAUGAAAGUUUGUGUCAGAGACCUUUUUCCUUAAGCAAUGUCUGUAUUACCUUCCUUAGUAACAAAAUUCUGGACUGAAAAACUAUCUCAGCCUUCCUUGCAGGUCAGCAAGGUAGAAGUGGUAUUUGUAUUGAGUAGGACAUUUAAGAAAUCCAUUUUUCCUAUCUGCCUUUCUUUUUCCCAUACCUACAAUGUAGACAUAUAAGGUGAAGCUCUGAUACUGUCAUAGAGACUUUGAGGAUGGUAUAUGGGUGUUACAGAUUGUGGAACAACCAUACUGGUUCUGGUCUGCUUGCCUCCUGUAUUCAUGUGAAAUUAAACAUCUUAUUUGUUGAUCCUA